This is a messenger RNA of Penicillium cataractarum, 1782 nucleotides long. RefSeq names its product phosphoribosylaminoimidazolecarboxamide formyltransferase/IMP cyclohydrolase. The record is from RefSeq and is a predicted model, not a curated record. Gene Ontology annotation, molecular function: IMP cyclohydrolase activity; phosphoribosylaminoimidazolecarboxamide formyltransferase activity. The transcript has 4 exons. NCBI's taxonomy places the organism in Eukaryota, Fungi, Ascomycota, Eurotiomycetes, Eurotiales, Aspergillaceae. Gene Ontology annotation, cellular component: cytosol. Gene Ontology annotation, biological process: 'de novo' IMP biosynthetic process. Bases 1 to 1782 code for a protein of 593 amino acids.
AUGUCUCAAAAGUCCGCUAUCGUCUCCGUCUACGACAAGACGGGACUGCUGGAUCUGGCCAAGGGCCUGGUUAAGCAGAAUGUCCGUCUUCUUGCCUCUGGCGGUACCGCCAAGAUGAUUCGUGAGGCUGGCUUCCCCGUCGAGGACGUCUCCGCCAUCACCAACGCCCCCGAGAUGCUUGGUGGCCGUGUCAAGACUCUCCACCCCGCCGUCCACGGUGGUAUCCUUGCCCGCAACAUCGAGUCGGACGAGAAGGACCUCGCCGAGCAGAAGAUCUCCAAGGUCGACUUCGUCGUCUGCAACCUGUACCCCUUCAAGGAGACCGUCGCCAAGGUGAACGUCACCAUCGACGAGGCCGUCGAGGAGAUUGAUAUCGGUGGUGUGACUCUGCUCCGCGCUGCGGCCAAGAACCACAAGCGUGUCACUAUCCUCUCCGACCCCACUGACUACCCCGAGUUCCUCAAGGAGCUCGAGGCCGGUGAGAUCACCGAGGCUAGCCGCAAGCAGUACGCCCUGAAGGCUUUCGAGCAGACUGCCGACUAUGACACUGCUAUCUCCGGCUUCUUCCGUAAGGAGUACGCUGGCAAUGGUGUGUCCCAGCUCUCUCUCCGCUACGGUACCAACCCCCACCAGAAGCCCGCUUCUGCCUUCAUGCCCCAGGGUAAGCUGCCCUUCAAGGUCCUGAACGGCGCCCCCGGCUAUGUCAACCUGCUUGACGCCCUCAACGCCUGGCCCCUGGUUAAGGAGCUCAAGCAGGCUCUCGGCUUCCCCGCCGCUGCCAGCUUCAAGCACGUCUCCCCCGCUGGUGCUGCUAUCGGUGUUCCUCUGACCGAGAAGGAGCGCAAGGUCUACAUGGUUGACGACAUCAAGGGCAUUGAGUCCUCUGGUCUGGCUCAGGCUUACGCCCGUGCCCGUGGUGCUGACCGCAUGUCCAGCUUCGGCGAUAUCCUCGCCCUCAGCGACAUCGUCGACACCCCCACUGCCAAGAUCAUCUCUCGCGAGGUGUCCGACGGUGUCAUUGCCGCCGGCUACGAGCCCGAGGCUCUGGAGAUCCUGUCUAAGAAGAAGGGUGGCAAGUACCUUGUCCUCCAAAUGGAUGAGAACUACAACCCCGCUCCCGAGGAGUCCCGCACCCUGUACGGUGUUCAGCUCACCCAGCACCGCAACGACGUCGUUAUCUCCCCCAGCAAGACCUUCAACAACGUCAUCACCCCCAAGAACGCCUCCCUGCCCGAGGCUGCUCUCCGUGACCUGACCGUUGCCACCAUCGCCCUGAAGUACACCCAGUCCAACUCGGUCUGCUACGCUCUCAACGGCCAGGUCAUCGGUCUCGGUGCUGGCCAGCAGAGCCGUAUCCACUGCACCCGUCUGGCCGGUGACAAGGCCGACAACUGGUGGAUGCGCUUCCACGACCGUGUUAUCAACAUCAAGUGGAAGCAGGGCACCAAGCGCGCCGACAAGAGCAACGCCAUUGACCUGCUCUGCUCCGGCCAGACCCCUCGCAACGACGCCGAGAAGGUCGAGUACGAGCGCGUCUUCGAGGAGGUCCCCGCUCCCUUCACCCAGGAGGAGCGCGAGGCCUGGCUCCAGAAGCUCGGCGAGGUUGCCGUUUCCUCCGAUGCUUUCUUCCCCUUCAUCGACAACGUUUUCCGCGCUGCCCGUUCCGGUGUCAAGUACAUUGCCGCUCCUACCGGCAGCCAGAACGACACCCCCGUCUUCGAGACCGCCGAGAAGCUGGGUAUCACCUUCGUUGAGCAGGGUGUUCGUCUGUUCCACCACUAA